Chelonoidis abingdonii (Abingdon island giant tortoise) is the source of this 7198-nucleotide messenger RNA. NCBI's taxonomy places the organism in Eukaryota, Metazoa, Chordata, Testudines, Testudinidae. The record is from RefSeq and is a predicted model, not a curated record.
GCGACCAAAUAACGCUUGGAAUCCAGAGCAGCUGCUGGAGCAUUGUGCUCACAGGGAGAUGAUUCCUCAUGAAGUCACUGGAUCCCCUUCAGAAAUCAAAUGUGACUUUCCAUUUAUCAGACUGAAAUCAGAACCAGCCAAACAGUGAAGCAAGAACAGUGGAGGGGGGACGGCGAAAGAUGAAAUCCAACCAAGAGAGGAGCAAUGAAUGCCUGCCGCCCAAAAAGCGAGAAAUCCCCACCACCAGCCUGCCAUCUGAGGUGAAGCCAGUGGUCCUGCCGAACGAAAACCACCGCACGGACAACUUAACAUGGCUCUCCAGUGCGCCCAGCAGCCAGAGCAGCAUGAGUGGAAGGCACCGGCCUGGAGGGAGUUCAGUGGAGAUUGGCUUGCAGCAGGGUUUACACAAAGCAUCGUCUACAGGAAUGGACUAUUCCCCACCGAGUGCUCCCAGGUCCGUUCCGAUCUCAACAACGCUUCCCACAGUGUACUCGCCUGCACUCUCACAGUCAGGGACACCUGUAUCCCCGGUGCAGUACACGCACCUGCAGCACACUUUCCAGUUCGUUGGGCCCCAGUACAGUGGACCAUAUGCCGGAUUCAUCCCCUCCCAGUUGAUUUCCCCGACAGCCAAUUCCGCAACUUGUGCGGCAGCCUCUGCCACUGCUGUUGCAACCACUCCAUCCCAGCGUUCCCAGCUGGACGCUUAUUCCACUUUCCUGGCCAGCAUGAGCAGCUUAAGUCAGCAGGGGCACAAAGUUGAGCAGCAUCUAGUCAGGACACCUGGAUUGAUUGCAGCAGGGUCUCCUCCACCGACCCAGCAAAACCAGUAUGUCCACAUUUCCAGCUCUCCCCAGAGCGCAGUCAGAAAUGUCUCUCCUCCUACCAUCCCAGUCCAUUUGCAUCCCCACCAGACGGCGAUUCCACACACCCUCACCCUCGGCCCCUCCUCCCAAGUGGUGGUGCAGUACUCGGACUCUGGGGGCCACUUUGUUACGAGGGAGUCUACCAAGAAAGCCGAGAGCAGCAGGCUGCAGGCAAUGCAGGCGAAGGAAAUACUGAAUGGAGAGAUUGAGAAAAGCAGGAGGUACGGCCUCUCACCCUCUGGAGAUCUGAGUCUAGUCAAAGCAGGCAAUAAACCAGCUCCUCAUCAUUAUGAGACCAGACAUGUGGUGGUGCACUCGAGUCCUGCUGAGUACAGUGCACGGGAUUCCUCAGGCAUCCGGGCCUCUGUUAUGGUUGUACCGAACAGCAGCACACCUAUUACGGAGAUGGAGGUACAGCAGGCUACCAGCAGAGAAACUCCUCCCUCAGUCCUCAAUGACAAGGGAAACCUGCAUUUAGGAAAGCCAGCCCACAGGUCUUAUGCUUUAUCUCCGCAACAGACUAUGAGCCACGAGGGGGUGAAAGCGGUCGCCACACUGUCCCCCCAUACUGUCAUUCAGACCACCCACAGCGCCUCAGAGCAACUCCCUGUCAGGCUGCCUGCGACAGCCUUCUAUGCCGGGACCCAGCCGCCAGUAAUUGGCUAUCUGAGCAGUCAGCAGCAAGCGAUCGGUUACCCUGGAAACCUGCCACAGCACUUGGUGAUCCCUGGCACCCAGCCCCUGCUUAUACCAGUUGGCAAUGCAGACGUUGAAUCAUCAGGAGUAGCACCUGCUAUAGUCACUUCAUCUCCCCAGUUUGCAGCAGUGCCUCAUACAUUUGUCACUACCACCAUUCCUAAGAGUGAGAAUUUCAGUGCUGAGUCUAUAGCAACCCAGCCAGCCUACCAGGCAGCCUUGGUGCAGGCCCAGAUCCACCUCCCGGUGGUGCAGUCUGUAGCUUCUCCAACGGCAGCUCCUCCUACACUGCCUCCUUACUUCAUGAAAGGGUCAAUCAUUCAGUUGGCCAAUGGGGAGCUGAAGAAAGUAGAGGACUUAAAAACAGAAGACUUUAUACAGAGUGCAGAAAUUAGCAAUGACCUGAAAAUAGACUCCAGCACAGUGGAGAGGAUUGAAGACAGCCAUAACCCAGGCAUUGCUGUGAUACAGUUUGCAGUUGGAGAGCAUCGAGCACAGGUCAGCGUUGAAGUCUUGGUUGAAUACCCUUUUUUUGUAUUUGGACAAGGCUGGUCAUCCUGCUGCCCUGAGAGAACCAGCCACCUCUUUGAUUUGCCAUGUUCCAAACUCUCCGUUGGGGAUGUCUGCAUAUCGCUUACUCUCAAGAAUCUGAAGAAUGGCUCUAUUAAAAAGGGCCAGCCCAUGGAUUCAGCUAGUAUCUUGCUGAAGCACUCAAAGAAUGACAGUCUAGCUGGAAGUAGACACAGGUAUGUGGAGCAGGAAAAUGGUAUUAAUCAGGGAAGUGCACAGAUGUUAUCUGAGAAUGGUGAACUGAAGUUUCUGGACAAAAUAGGAUUGCCUGCAGCACCUUUGCUCACCAAAACAGAACCCAGCAAGCCCACGGCGACGAGGAAGAGGAGGUGGUCGGCCCCUGAAACACGGAAACUAGAGAAAUCAGAAGAGGAACCACCUUUGACUCUUCCCAAGCCUUCUUUUAUUCCUCAGGAGGUUAAAAUUUGCAUUGAAGGUCGAUCUAACGUAGGCAAGUAAAGGCUGUUUGGGGAAAGGAAAUUAGGCUAUCCCUUGUCAUUUUUAUCCAGAUUACUGUACUGUAGACUAAAUAACCCAGUAUUUACAUGUUAUCAUCUUAUUUUAGGUUUAUGUUAUAACCUUGUUGUUAUAGUUGCAGCUGGUAUUAUGCAGGAGACAGGUGCAUAUGUUUUUCCACAAGUGUUUUGUCAGUGACUAGUUUAUUGAGAGCUGCAGAAGGGGCAGUAUCUGCUUCACGCACCCUUAGUGGAAAUGAAUGUGUUGUCAUGGCUCCUGUUUUCUGUCACCUAGUGUAGAGCAGACUCCAGCUGUUCUUUUUUCUGUGAGGUGACGAGAAGGGAACUGUAGCAGAGAUAAACUGCGCUGCGUACAUCGUGUGUGUUUCAGUCCCAAGGUGGGAUUGCAGCUCCCUGGCUAGGUCGUUAGGAGUUUCUCUUGCGCCAAGAGAAUGCUAAGAACCCAAAACACACACAUUAUUAAAAAAGGAUCAGACAGUCUUUGACACAUUUCACAAUCAAAUCAACUCUUAGUCAAGGCUCUACAGUAUAUAUAUUUUCCCCCAUGGGGUCCAACUGCACUGAAUUUUAUUCAUAAAGUGACUGCCAUGCAAAUAUUUCUUUUCGGCUUGCUAGUGCAGUUCCAUUGCCAAGUGUAACAUUCAGUAAGGUUCUAUGCUUGCAUUGUUACACUGCUAGUUUUUAAUUAAUGACAUAGCCAGGGUGAGGGAAGCAUAAAGUUCAUUGAGUCCCCUAGCUAAGGGGAAACUCCUGGUUCUGUGCAGUGUUCGAUAAAUUGAUCAGGUUAUGCCACUGACAUUUGCUUCCACAAGGUAGACACGUACUGCCCCUUUGAGAGUGCAGACAUAAAUUGUUUGCAUUUAGGUUGCAAAUUUUGUCCUUAACUCUAGUACUGUUUUUAGUUCAUGAUGAUGGACAACUGGUGCCACUUUUUUUCAAAAUUCAGUGUGACACAAGGAAUUGGACGUUGAAGACGAACAUAGAAUGUCUUUAAGCACUUAAAAUGCUGUUCACGCUUUCUUGUCAAGCAUCCUGGUCUAACACUCAAUAAGUACUGUAUCUCACUUUAAUCUGUUUGAGGGGGAAAAAAGAAUCUAUUCAACACUGUUAACUACAUAUGACUAUGUAGAGUUUUCUCACAAGCAAGAUGUUGGAAAUUUUAAUGUGGUUUCAAAGGGAUGAAUGUGAAUUAUUGAACUAGUAUGUGACAGUCAUUGUCCACAAAGGACUACUUAAUAGGAGGCACUUUUAAAACUUUAAUGCUUGAGAAAGAGUUAAAGGCAUAUGCGAGCUGACAGAUAAUAAAAGAAUACGAGAGAGGAUAAAGGAAAGAGGAAAAAAAUUAUUCUUGUCCAGUGUUUUUGAAAAAGAUGGACUUUAAAGAAUCUUGCAAUUUGCACAUCUUGAGUUUAUCAUUUGUGUGGUAUUCCUGCAGUUUUUACCUAGUAAUGUUGUGGGGCAGGGAGGGGGACUGAGAGAGCAUAAACAAAUGUAGCAAUUAUUUACUAACCUGCCUAAGCUCUAGGCCAUUUUGUAGAGUUAUGUUCCUUUUAAAGUUCCUUUUUGGUCUUUCUGCCAUAUCUGUCGCACAGAACCAGGUCCUAGCAGGACAACUCGGAGAAUUUUUCUUCAGAUACAUUGAGAGAGUUUUCCAGAAAAGACAUCUCUAUACAUAAGCAGGAUUUUAUUAAAAAAAGAAACUAUUAUUAUUUUAUUAUUAUUGUUGUUAUUUGUUGUUUUAAUGACAUUUUCCAGUUGAAAUACAAUCUUGAUUUCAGAGUUUGGUACAAAACAGUAAGAGGGAAUGGGGGUUAAGUCUUUUCUGUUCCCAGUAAUCUGAAAUAAAGGUAGGGCCAGAUCCUUAGAGGUGCUGUGCACCUUUGGUUCCUGUCAACGGGAGGUGCAAGUACUAAGCACUUCAGGUGUGAGCUGAAGCCCAUUGCAUUCAAUCCCAUUGGUUUCAGUGGGCUUUGGAUUAGGCCCUCCGUGAUCAAGCCUUUACAGUACUAUUACUUUUGUUCUGUAACUGACUUUGCAUCCUUCGAGUACCUUUGAAGAAGCUGUACUAAUAGGGAGAAGUGGGCUAUAAAAGUUCUUGAUUAGAGAUACAGUAUCUAAAAUGAACAAAUUCCUUAAAAAUCUCAUUUUCCCACUCCUAAAAGACAGUAUUUCCAGCUCCUUUAUUUACAAAAAAUCUGACCCCCCCCCCAGCUUUUUGGUUCUCUUAUUCAUUACUUGAAAUUUAGGUCACACCAGAACUAAUUGUUUGUUUAUACCAUUUUCUGCGGUGCACCAAAAACGUUUAAAUAAGUUUAAAAUCGCUUGAAACUUUUCUUGAAUUUCCUUGAAUUUCCUUAACCUCUUGGCAGGCUACCAAACAGCUGAGCAGGUUCAUUCUCACGGUCACACUGCUUAUCUAGUGCUGUACUUUUUUUUAACGUUUCUGCUCAGAGGACUUGCUUAAUCUUCCAUAUACUCUGCUCAGGGCACUUGCAAUUUAUUGUUGUUUUGUUUGUUUUGUUUUUUGUUAUGUUUUAACCUUUGAUGGUAAGAGGAAUAGAAAGAUGUGGGCAAAAUUAGAUUUUAGUUCACGUUAGUACCACUAUAUUCAUAAUACACAUACUCAGAAAAUCUGAAAUAAAACCACACACACACAUAUCUUUUUGGCUAAUAAAGAAGCAGGGACUCUUAAACUGACUGGAUCUAUUCUACUAACACUAACAAUAAACAAAUAAAAAAAAGUUUGGAGCAAUAGGAAUGUAUUAGUUCUGUGCUGGUAUUUCAGAUUUAGGAAUUCUGAAAUAAUUGGUUCCUUCCAAGCAAUUGUCCCUUUUUGUGCUUUUGCUUUUUUAGGAUGUGCAAUACUUUAUGUGCCAACGUAGACUCACCCAUGUGGUGGUAGCUAGAUCUCACACCCUCUUCCACUUUCACCUUUUUGUUUUCUUUCACUGUUUUCUCUACCCCCCUCCUCCCAAAAUAAAAGUGUUUAGGGCCUUAUAUCUCCCUUGAUUGGGAGCACAGAAUCUGUAUGUAGUUAACAGGUGUGGCGCACAUGGAUCGAUGGCCCUGGAUGGUCCAUAUUCUUUCAAAUGCAAGUCCCUGUUCUCCACAAUAUAAAGAAGAAGAUCCAGAAAAAGACUUAGUGGAUGUUCCCUCCCACAAAAAAAAGGAUUUUUAAAGGGGGGGAAGAAUUUUGUGAAUGUGAGGGACCUGUAAAUCGCAAACAGUUCAGUCAUGAGUAAAUAACAUCGUCUCUUACAUGAGUGAAAGCAGCAUUCUACAGCAUUAUCAGUGUCAUUUUCUCUUCAGUCUAUGCCUGUAACUGUUACUUUAUAUAUAUAAUAUACCUAUACUUUACAUGCACGUGUAUAUGAAGGUUACCAUCUGUUUGAUGUACAAUGUGGGUGAAAUUCACCCCUGUGCAAAAAGCCAACACAAAGCCUACACACCACUUACGUUACUUACGGGUGCAUUCACUUGCUAUUGACUCUCUGUACAGGAGUAAAUCUCACCCCUAAAUGGACAGAAAGAGGUGACUACUUUCAGUUGACUGAAUCUGGUUUACCUGGUGGCAUCUGGAGUUUGGCUCCAGUUGCAAUGAACUGGCAGGUCCAUGACCCCUCAGUCACAUGAGUAAAUCCUUAAUCCAGUGGGGUGAGUUGCCCCACUGAUAGCUCAAAGGAGUAAGGGUAUGCCUGCUCUCCAGCAGCAUUGUUACAGCUCUGCCAUACUGUAGUGUACACACUUCCUACCUAGACCGAAGGGGGGUUUCCGUCAGUGUAGUGACUCCACUUCUCUGUCAUGUAGGGCUCAGUGGAAGAAUUCUAGCCACAUCUACACUGGGGAUUAGGUCGACCUAACUGUGGUGCUCAGGGUAUGAAAUUUUUCACAGCCCUGAGCAACAUUGCUGGGUCAAUCUAAUUUUUAAGUAUAGAUGUGGCUAGAUUUCUUGUGGCUUGAGGUGCACAGUGAAAACAACAAUCACAGGCAUAGAAAUAUUUAGGUGAGUUCAGUGUAAAAGGAUUAGUUAUGUGCCUCUGUACAGUGUCCACUUUGCAAUAUUAACUGACAAGUCUUUUUUUUUUUUUUUUUUUUUUUUUCCCCCCAAUCCCCCAAAUCCUGAAAUAAGAGUCCAUCCACAAACAUAGAGGUGUAUGUGUGUGUAGACAUGUGCAUGCACACACACGCGCGCACACACACAAAGUAAAUGACUAUAUUCAGUUGAUUUUGUAUCCUUUUCAAGGACAGUGUUGUUUUUUCCAUUGAUAAGGAAAUUCCAAACAAGUUGCACACCUCUACUCCAGAGUUAAUUUCUUUUACAUAGACGACCUCGCUUCAGAUGUGUUACCUUACUGAUAGGAUCUUUUCUUGUAGCACUAUACCUUGUGAGAAUAUUUUUUUGAUGUAAACCUAAUUUGAGAAGCUUACAAAAGAAAAACUUUUUGGAAGCGCUCACAUUGAGGAGUACAGGUAAUGUUUUAAAAAAUUGCACAAUAGAAAAAUGAAUGUUGGAAUGAUUCAUUCAGUGUUUGAAAAAGAGAUGGAUCUGUUGAAACAGUGUGUUUCAUACCUUGUUUGUAAAAAAAAGAA